This is a messenger RNA of Naumovozyma castellii, 1347 nucleotides long. It is a transcript of the gene CEM1, whose product is annotated as fatty acid synthase CEM1. The record is from RefSeq and is a predicted model, not a curated record. The transcript has a single exon. NCBI's taxonomy places the organism in Eukaryota, Fungi, Ascomycota, Saccharomycetes, Saccharomycetales, Saccharomycetaceae. Bases 1 to 1347 code for a protein of 448 amino acids.
AUGUCAAGAAGAGUUGUUGUGACCGGAUUGGGCUGCGCUACACCAUUAGGUAAUACCCUUCGAGAGUCAUGGAAAAAUUUAUUAAAAUCCAAGUCUGGAAUCGUGCCUAUUACAUCAUUGGAAAACUAUGAAUCAGAUUAUGAACCAUUUGCAAAACACAUCCCAAGAACUAUUUCGGUAGGAAGGAUUCCCACUCCAACAGAGAGUGAUCAGCAGGAACUUGAUCAAUUAUUUACCUCCCAGGAGGAACGAAGAUAUUCGAAAUUUAUUAAACUAGCUAUACAAUCUACCUAUGAGGCCUUGAAGAGUGCUAAUCUAUUAACACACAAAUCAUCCCCUUCGAAUCCCGAGAUUGAUAUAACGCAUUGUAAUAUGGAGAAAUUCGGUUGUGUGAUAGGGUCCGGAAUAGGUUCCAUCAGUGAUAUAUAUUCAACAACUCUUCAAUUUCAAAACGGUAAGAAAAUAUCACCCUAUUUUGUUCCGAAGAUCUUAACUAAUAUGGCGGCUGGUAACGUCUCAAUUAAGUUUAAUCUACGGGGACUGUCACACAGCGUUUCGACAGCAUGUGCAACUGGGAAUAAUUCCAUUGGAGACGCGUAUAACUUUAUCAGACUUGGAAUGCAAGAUAUCUGUGUAGCAGGUGCCAGUGAAGCAAGCAUACACCCAUUAAGUUUGGCGGGAUUCUUGAGGGCAAAGAGCAUUACGACAGAUGGAAUUUCCAGACCUUUCGAUUUAGAGAGAAGUGGAUUUGUUCUGGGGGAAGGUGCAGGGAUGGUUGUGCUAGAAUCAUUGGAGCAUGCUAAGAAAAGAAAUGCGAAGAUAUUUUGCGAGAUCAAGGGCUAUGGUUUAAGCAGUGAUGCCUAUCAUAUAACCUCACCUCCAUCAGAUGGUAAUGGUGCCAGAAGAGCAAUGGAUAUGGCCAUUAAUUCCUCUAGUAUUUCAAGGGACGAAAUAGAUUAUGUAAAUGCACAUGCCACAUCAACACCAGUGGGAGAUAUCACAGAAGUAAAAGCAAUAUAUUCAUCCUUCAUAAAUGAGAAUAUCUUUGAUAAAUCCAAUACCAGGACGAAGCCAUUAUAUGUUUCCAGUAAUAAAGGUUCUAUCGGACAUUUAUUAGGAGCUGCUGGUGCCGUGGAGAGCAUAUUUACUAUAAUGUCAUUGAGAGAAAAAAUAAUACCUCAUACGUUGAAUUUAGCUCAUCCAAUAGAAGAAGUCAGUUCGGAGUUGUUAGAACUGGUAAUGGAUGAGCCCGCAUCACCAAAACAAGUAAAUUCUGCUCUUUGUAACAGUUUUGGGUUUGGUGGUGUUAACACAGCGUUAUUAUUUAGUAAAUACAACAAUUGUUAG